Molecule: messenger RNA, 3411 nt
Organism: Aspergillus caelatus
Lineage: Eukaryota; Fungi; Ascomycota; Eurotiomycetes; Eurotiales; Aspergillaceae
Gene: pmr1
Product: Ca(2+)/Mn(2+)-transporting P-type ATPase PMR1
Exons: 3
Coding region: 111-3278 (1055 amino acids)
Biological process (GO): calcium ion transmembrane transport; manganese ion transport; intracellular calcium ion homeostasis
Cellular component (GO): plasma membrane; endoplasmic reticulum; Golgi membrane
Molecular function (GO): ATP binding; ATP hydrolysis activity; P-type calcium transporter activity
Source: RefSeq, a predicted model, not a curated record
UUGUCUUUGCAAAAUCUUGUCCACCUCGACUUUUUCCCUUGAUCCCGACGGGAUGAUAACCAUUGUGAGCCCGAUCUAGCAGGACGUCUUUGGACAGAAAAGCAUGAGAGAUGUCAAGGUCCGCAACGCCUGCGCUACCUUUGCAUAAUGCUCAGGCCCCAGAUUUGAGGCCGCCAUCGUCUACGCCGACGGGUGUACGCUCCAACACAUCUACUUCAACAUCCACGUCGACUUACUCUUUGUUAGACCCACAGGAAACCGCUGAGCGCUUACAGACAUCCCUUACCCACGGGCUCACUCCUGCAGAAGCUGAGAUUCGCUUAAUACAAGAUGGGCCCAACGAACUGCCGCACGAAGACCCCGAGCCUCUGUGGCUCCGGUUUCUUAAACAAUUUAGGGAGACAUUGAUUCUACUGCUUCUGGCGUCAGCGGCAGUCUCUUUCUUCAUGGGCAAUUUUGAUGAUGCGGUAAGCAUCACGCUCGCGGUUACCAUCGUAGUCACCGUUGGAUUUGUUCAGGAGUAUCGAUCGGAAAAGUCCUUGGAGGCCUUGAGCCGCCUAGUGCCACAUCAUGCGCAUUUGAUACGCGAUGUCCCUCUCUCAAAUACCCCUCCUAUCGGAAACUCGAUCCCUGUAGCUACCAGUGGAGAGUUCGAGCUGCAAGAUCUCAGAAGCAAAAUCCCAGGCUCAGUUUCUGCCGCUGUCAAGGCUUCCACUACUGUUCCGGCGAAUGAGCUAGUCCCUGGUGACCUAGUUUUGUUUACAGUUGGAGACCGUAUUCCGGCGGACAUACGCAUUACUGCAGCCACUGAUUUGACCAUCGAUGAAUCAAACCUGACUGGUGAGAAUGAGCCUGUUGCUAAAUCGCCUGACGCGAUUCGCGGCCCGAAGGCUCUGGCCACCAAGAUUGUCACCCCGCCCCGAUCUCCAUUCUACGAUGCCCCAGCCAGUGGCGCUGUGGGCGCUGAUAUCCGCUUAAAUGAGCAGCACAACAUCGCAUUUAUGGGAACUUUGGUUCGGUCGGGGUAUGGACAGGGUAUUGUCAUAGGAACGGGUGCGAAGACUGAAUUUGGCAGUAUUUCAGCUUCUUUGCAGGAAAUUGAGAGUCCACGCACCCCGCUUCAAUUGUCGAUGGACCGUCUUGGACAAGAAUUGAGCUAUGUCUCCUUUGGCGUCAUCGGAUUGAUUGUAGUGAUAGGAUUGAUACAAGGCCGGAAGCUCCUUGAUAUGUUCACCAUUGGUGUCUCGCUUGCAGUCGCUGCGAUUCCAGAAGGUCUUCCCAUUAUUGUGACGGUUACUCUUGCUUUAGGCGUGCUGCGCAUGGCCAAGAGGGGGGCCAUCAUGCGAAGACUCCCCAGCGUUGAGACUCUCGGCUCUGUAAAUGUUGUAUGCAGUGAUAAGACGGGGACCUUAACGCUCAAUCAUAUGACAGUCACAAAGAUGUGGCAUUUUGACUGUCCGGAACCAUUUGAGGUACACAACGAUAUUAGUUCACUGACGCCUGGGCCUGCAGCUCGGACCGUUCUUCGUGUCGGUAAUAUCGCUAAUAACGCUAGACUUUCGCGCGUGCAUGCAAAUUCACCUGCCAGCGCAUCUUCUGCUGCAGUGUUGUCUUCCACCGAUGAUAGGGCUCCGGGAACCAUUAGGAGUAGGUGGGUUGGCCAGCCCACCGAUGUUGCUAUCCUGGAUUUGUUGGACACUUUCGGGGAGGACGAUGUGCGCGACCGGAUCAGCGCUCGCAUCACCGAGACUCCCUUCAGCUCCGAGCGCAAAUGGAUGGGUGUGAUUAUCGGCAAUGGCACUGGCGAGUCAAGCAACAUGGCCUACAUUAAAGGUGCUCUCGAGCAGGUUCUAAAGCGUUGUGAUACGUAUCUUACAAAGGAUGGACGGGAAGUUAUACUAGAUGAGCCGCGACGUCAAACAGUGAGGCAGGCUGCUGAGCAUAUGGCAUCAGAAGGCCUAAGGGUGCUCGCUUUCGCCAGUGGAGCAGUGCGGGAUAUAUCAAAAGGGCGGCCUUUUGGCAGCAGGACAGGUACUCCUGUUUCUAGAACUACCCCGGGUGAAGAGGAUGAUCGAUAUACCGGGUUGGUCUUUGCAGGCCUUGUGGGGAUGAACGACCCUCCCCGUAAGGAUGUUCACAAAUCCAUCAGGCGUCUUAUGGCUGGAGGAGUACGCAUCAUCAUGAUCACCGGAGAUGCUGAGACCACAGCAGUUGCAAUUGCAAAGAAAUUGGGAAUGCCAAUCAGUGAUAUAGCCGGUUCGCGACCAGUCCUUACUGGUGAGGAAAUCGACCGUAUGAGCACCACGGAGUUGGCGCAGGCCAUUUCCUCCACCUCCAUUUUCGCCCGCACGAGCCCUGACCACAAGAUGAAAAUUGUACGCGCUUUGCAGUCCCGAGGAGAUGUGGUGGCUAUGACGGGUGAUGGUGUAAAUGAUGCACCAGCCCUCAAGAAAGCAGAUAUUGGUAUCUCGAUGGGUAAAUUGGGCACGGACGUUGCCAAGGAGGCAGCAGACAUGAUCCUGACAGACGACGACUUCUCCACAAUCUUGCGAGCCAUUGAACAGGGCAAGGGGAUCUUUUAUAAUAUCCAGAACUUCAUUACAUUUCAGCUAAGCACCAGCGUUGCUGCAUUGAGUCUUGUAUUGUUAAGCACUACUCUUGGCUUCAAGAACCCGCUGAAUCCGAUGCAGAUCCUAUGGAUCAAUAUUCUUAUGGAUGGCCCUCCAGCGCAGUCCUUGGGUGUAGAGCCCGUUGAUCCGUCAAUCAUGGGACGACCCCCACGACCCAGAACGGCCCGGGUACUCACGAAACCUCUCAUUCAACGGGUGCUAACUUCGGCAUUGAUGAUUAUGCUGGGCACGCUUGCCAUUUACGUCUACGAAAUGGGCGAUGUCGACGAUGAGCUGAACCCGGGCAAACGCUCCCGCGUCGUAACCGCCCAUGACACAACCAUGACUUUCACCUGCUUUGUGCUGUUUGACAUGUUCAACGCCUUGACCUGCCGCAGCGAGGGCAAGUCAGUGCUUCGCGGUGAGAUCUCCCUGUUCGGGAACAAGAUGUUCAAUUACGCCGUACUCGGAUCACUUGCCGGGCAGGCAUGCGUGAUCUAUCUGCCUUUCCUGCAGCGAGUCUUCCAGACGGAGCCACUCAAUCUGGCGCAUUUAUUCAAGCUAUUGUGUAUUUCGAGUUCAGUGUUUUGGGUAGACGAGGCCCGGAAAUAUUAUCAAUCGGUGAAACGGCGGCGGGCCGUUGGGGUGGGAUACAGCGUAAAUGUCUGAGGGCCGGGUUGAUAUAUGCUUUUGCACUAGUUGUAUAAAGGAGACAUAGAGAAUUAUUAUUUCCGGGAGACAUCUGAAUAUUGUUAAUAUUGUAACAGCUGCCAGUUGAUGUAGCUGGUUCUUGGAACCGAGU